This is a messenger RNA of Cladophialophora immunda, 3214 nucleotides long. Its product is annotated as allantoinase. Gene Ontology annotation, cellular component: cytoplasm. The transcript has a single exon. Lineage: Eukaryota; Fungi; Ascomycota; Eurotiomycetes; Chaetothyriales; Herpotrichiellaceae. Bases 1264 to 2919 code for a protein of 551 amino acids. Gene Ontology annotation, biological process: purine nucleobase catabolic process. The record is from RefSeq and is a predicted model, not a curated record. Gene Ontology annotation, molecular function: allantoinase activity.
CUUCGUCAUAAGCCCUCACAGUCUCUCCUCAGUGCUUCAAAUUUGUUCUUUCUUCGUCUUUAACACUGCCCUUUACCACAAUAUGAAGGGUCACCGUUGCAAAUUGACGGGAGACCGCACACAGGCUCGCCGCCUCUUCGCUGAAGCCUCCAAGCAGCUACGCCCGGCUGUGUGUUGCUAACCUUCGACUCGAGGUCAAGAUCAUUCGAUUCCCGUCGCCUUUACUUGCCUGCUUUUUCCUCCUAUGAACCUCUGAGCCUCCGACCUUCUCCCGACUCUCCAUUGGUGACUACAGCCACCGGAUCUGCCUUGUGCACUGACUCCGUCGCUGCCGACUCUUUGCCUGCGCAGGCCGCGGAAACUCCUGCGCGAAUGACCUCAAAUUUUCACCGGAGCACAGCGAAGGUGUUACGUCGGCUUUACGCUAUGUGAGCGAAAAUCGAGCAAGAGGAGAGACAGAGACACAGAAGGUACCAGUCAGGAGUUUUGAUCGAGUAAAAAUGGGCUUACUAUCGAGUAAUGGACAUACACUUCCAGAGGUUGCCGAGGCCAAAUAUGGCUUAGAACACGGCCGAGGACCCUUAUCACCAAGCCUCCCGAGUCCCGAAUUCCGGCCAGCUGCAUGGGGGAAAGCGUCGUCGCGCAGAGGCUCCUGGUCCAGGCACAUGUCUCCAUUUCCCAACGAUAACAGGUGUACGUCAGCGCCAUUCAUGCCCACCAUCCCACCAAAAUUCAAACUUGAUGUUCCGGCGAGACGUCUCCUCUUAUCUCUACUCGAUAUGAUCGAGUAACAGAUACCGCCCACGCGCUCAGCGUCCGCGCGCGUGCCGAUUCUCACCAAUGGCAACUCUCUGGGCGUCCCGGCAUUCCAGACGUCGAUCGGGCUCCUCCGCAUGCAUGGCUUCCACACUUCCCUCCUGCGAUAUUUCUGGGGAUUCCCAGCAGGUGCUGUCUCCCGACGGGGGCUGUGGGUGACCCGAGCUGAUGCGAGGGAUGUACGCCAGUGGUCGUUGAAAGGUGGUAUGUCUCUCUUUUGUCCCCGUCCUUUGUUCCAGUUGCUUGAAAACUCGCCCCGAUUCCGUUCUCAAAAAGUGCUGGGACGACGGUUGAACUUGCGCAUUGCUUAUCAACUCGUUUGAUAAGGACUGUACUCCCCAGUUCACAUGCUCAGCGUCUCUUAUCCACCCGCCCUAUGCCCACAAGCCCUGUGCUGUUCAUAUCGAUCCUUUACAAGCGGCUGGUGCUCUGUCGCCUACCGUAACAAUGACUAGCUGGACCAGAGCCUUUAAUCCUUAUCCGACACCUCCACGAUCUCCCCCGAAUGGCUUGUUGGAAGCGGCAGGCGAGUCUCCGAUAACUGUGAUCGCUUCGUCUCGAGCCAUCCGAUCUGGACGACUUUCCGCGGCCACUAUUGUUGUAUCCAAUGCUACAGGCAAAAUCACCGCGACCUUUGAUUCGAUCGUUCCUGCGUCCGAUUUCCCUCCCAACACACCAUAUACCGACUACUCGCCGCAUAUACUUCUACCGGGCUUGGUCGACGCCCAUGUCCACCUCAACGAACCUGGCCGCACAGAAUGGGAGGGUUUCUACACGGGGACGCAGGCCGCCGCCUUUGGUGGAGUGACGACUGUCGUGGACAUGCCAUUGAACGCUGUACCGCCCACCACCACCGUGGCGGGGCUGCAAGAGAAGAUCAAAGCAGCACAAGGCCAAUGCUGGGUUGACGUUGGCUUCUACGGGGGCAUCAUCCCUGGAAACGAAGGAGAACUCAAGGCUCUAGUCCGAGAAGGAGUCAGGGGCUUCAAGGGAUUCCUCAUUGACAGCGGUGUCGAAGAGUUUCCUGCGGUCUCAUCCACCGACAUUGAGAAGGUCUUUGCUGAAUUGGCGGAUGAGCCUACGACUGUCAUGUUCCAUGCAGAGAUGAUACCGCCAAUUGCAGACUCUGUCGGAGAUGACGUCCAGAUAUCGUUACCUCCUUUGCAACCACACGGACCCCUCAAUGCGUACAGUACCUUUCUCGAGUCGCGGCCGCCAUCUUUUGAGACCUAUGCCAUUGAGGAAAUUCUCUCACUGGCUCACCUCGCGCCAAACUUACCGUUGCAUAUCGUCCAUUUGUCAGCCAUGGAAGCGAUUCCUCUGUUGAGGAAAGCACGUGCACAGGGAAUCAAUAUCACCGCCGAGACCUGCCCGCACUAUUUGUCCCUGGCUGCGGAACAGGUUGCUCUGGGUGACACUAGACACAAAUGCUGCCCACCCAUCCGGACCCAGUCAAAUCAAGAUAGUCUCUGGGAAGAGCUGAAGCAGCAUACCGUGGAAGGCGUGAUCAAGACGGUGGUGUCGGAUCAUUCCCCCUGCACUCCUGAUCUCAAGAUUCUCCCUUCACACAUCCCGGGACAUAUUUGCCAACCCAAGGACAGCGUCAAAUCCUUACAGUUAGAGACUGACAGAGGCGACUUCUUCUCUGCAUGGGGAGGUAUCUCGUCUGUUGGGCUGGGGCUGCCCAUCCUGUGGACAGAAAUGACCCGCCGCGGUUUGACGGGAACAGACUCGGCCAUCACCGACGUGGUGACAUGGUGCUGCACCAAUACUGCUGCACAAGUAGGCUUGGAAAAGCAGAAAGGUGACCUUGCCGUCGGGUUUGACGCCGACAUCUGUAUCUUUGACGACACGAAGGAGUGGAUUGUAGAGCCCAGCACGAUGCUGUUCCGGAACAAAUGCUCUCCGUAUCAGGGUAAAACCAUGAUUGGACAAGUCAAAGAGACGUGGUUGAGGGGAAGACAGGUGUUUGUGAGGGACGGAAUGAACAAUGGGUUUGUUGGGAAGGAUUGCGAGGGACAGUUGUUGCUGGAGCCAAGGAUCAAGGAGUUGAAGAAGGUCAAGAGUUGGUUCAGGAGGUGGAUUUAUGAUUUCGACGGCUGAGCUUCUGAGGGCCUUUUUACGAGAUUCGGACGUGACGACUGUAGACAUUCUUCGAACGAAUACCUAGAUAACUUGAGAUCCUAACACCUGAUUGCGAUGCACGGUAUGCGGUACGCGGUAUGCGAAGGCUGUCGUGCAGUCACAGGUCUUGCGAAGUACGAGCUUCGCGAGAUACGGCCCCCACCUCGCCAUUCCAACUUCCCUGGUCAUCCCAACUACCAAGGCCUUCAGCAAUUUCUGGCAGCUAGAACAACUCGCUGCCUCUGGCUAAACUUCCAAUUAUCCAAUCGAACCU